AUGUUGCGCACCCCUUCUGCGAUAAUCGCUCUGGAAAUUUAUGUCGAAGAAAAUGAUGCCUAUAGCGAUCGGGACGAUGGAAGUGAUCACGAGCAAGCUGUCAGCCCGGUUCCUACGGAACGACCGGAACGCGUUACUCCUCUUAACCUGAUGAUUACUGACGCCUCACGAAGAACUCCAUCUCCGACGCAGCCGCCAACACCGGGCAGCGUUGGCCCGAACAGUAACAGCAUCGGUGUUGCACUGGCAGCCCUUCAAAAUCAACUUCCACUUGGAUCUCUGUACCUGCAAAAUCAACUGGGACUGGGAACCCUCGGUGGACUGUCCAGUCAGGAGCUGAACGUACUCCAGCAAGCCUUACAGGCUCAGCAGGCCUCGUUUCAGCAGCAGCUGCAAAACUAUAUGCUCCUGCAGGCUCAAAACACUACAGGAGGAAAUGGUAGCGCCGCAGCUCAGGCCACGGCCCACGCGGCAGCUCAAUUCCUGAUGCAAAACCAGGUAAGCCCAUUAAAUCCAAGCUUUCCCCCUCCGACACCGUCCAUCACUAACAGUUCAUGUGUCGCUGCUAGUGUCAAUACUAACAACACGCAACCUCCCGCUAUCACGACCAGUUCUACUAACACUACUACUACUACUAACCUUAAACUAUCGCACGACGGAUCCCGAUCGCUGCAGGUCCAGCAGGCCGUCGCUCAGUUGCAAGCUCUUCAGCAAAAACAGCAACAGUUGAAAACGAGCUCCACACCGACUCCGGCUAACCUCUCCGGUAGCUCGCCUCUACACAGUCCUGCCGGUAGUCCCGGACUACACCAUCACCAUCACUCUUCGUCGCACACCAGUCUGCUCGGUUCGAGCCAAACUACUCCCCCGAACAGCAACCAGCUGAACGUGGGCGGUAUACUGACUCCCUCAACACCAGGCUCGGCCAGUCUAUCCACGCCGCAAAUGCAGAAACACCACGUGGCCGCUCCCCGUGCGCUGGAACCAUCACCGGAGGAAACUACCGACCUCGAGGAGCUGGAGCAGUUCGCCAAAACGUUCAAGCAGCGCCGGAUAAAGCUGGGCUUCACCCAGGGUGACGUGGGACUGGCGAUGGGCAAACUGUACGGCAACGAUUUCUCCCAGACGACGAUCUCCCGCUUCGAGGCACUGAAUCUGAGCUUCAAGAACAUGUGCAAGCUGAAACCGCUGCUGCAGAAGUGGCUCGAGGACGCCGACAGCAGCAUCUCCAAUCCGGGCGGCCGAAUGUUCAGCCCGAGCACGCUGACCAACACGACCACCACGCCGGAAAUCGUCGGUCGGCGGCGCAAGAAGCGCACCUCGAUCGAAACCUCCGUCCGGGUGGCCCUGGAGAAAGCGUUUCUCGUCAACAGCAAACCGACCAGCGAGGAAAUCACCAACCUGGCCGACAAUUUGUGCAUGGAGAAGGAGGUGGUGCGGGUAUGGUUCUGCAAUCGGCGCCAAAAGGAGAAACGAAUAAAUCCGCCGAACGGCAUGGAAAGUCCCACCCACUCGUCCGGCAGCAGCGAGAUGUUCCAGCUGCCAGCGAUGUCCGGCUCGACGUCGACGUCCACACCGGUCGUCGGUUCGGCAGCGGCUGGUAGCCUGGCGAAUCCGCACUAUCUAGCCCUUGCCACCGGAAGCAAUCAACCCACCGGUGGACCGGUGAUCAAACAAGAAUGA
This is a messenger RNA of Sabethes cyaneus, 1683 nucleotides long. Its product is annotated as protein nubbin-like. Gene Ontology annotation, molecular function: DNA-binding transcription factor activity, RNA polymerase II-specific; RNA polymerase II cis-regulatory region sequence-specific DNA binding. Bases 1 to 1683 code for a protein of 560 amino acids. The transcript has 6 exons. Gene Ontology annotation, biological process: regulation of transcription by RNA polymerase II. The record is from RefSeq and is a predicted model, not a curated record. Lineage: Eukaryota; Metazoa; Arthropoda; Insecta; Diptera; Culicidae.